Molecule: messenger RNA, 4032 nt
Organism: Motacilla alba alba
Lineage: Eukaryota; Metazoa; Chordata; Aves; Passeriformes; Motacillidae
Gene: GCLC
Product: glutamate-cysteine ligase catalytic subunit
Exons: 16
Coding region: 626-2536 (636 amino acids)
Biological process (GO): glutathione biosynthetic process
Cellular component (GO): glutamate-cysteine ligase complex
Molecular function (GO): glutamate-cysteine ligase activity
Source: RefSeq, a predicted model, not a curated record
GGACGAAGGGCGACCUCUCUGGACCUCACCCACUCCGCGCAUCACGUUUUCCCACUGUGCUCUGAUCUGUAAAAUACACAGGAGCGUUCGCACACUGUCCGCGCUUUGGGGCCUUUCAGUCAGGACCUUUAUUUUGGCACUCUCAGGCCCACAAGGGUCCCUUUCCCCCAGGACCCGACGUGCCCCGUCCCGCCGGGGGACAGCCUCCCGCCGCCAUGUCGCCUGGUGCAAGCGAGCGGCGCGUCCUCCCCUGUGUCCGGGGCGAGGGCCGGGCGCUCGGAGUAGCGGCGCUCAGGGUUGCUGCCGGCGACGGGCUCUGCCUCCCCCGGCUCGCUCCCUCGCUCGUUGCCCGGCGGCUCCGCGCCGAGAGCGCCCCGGGGCCGCCAGGCCGCGCUCACCCCGCUCUCGGCGCGGCGGGGGCGGCGCCUGCCGGCGGAAAGUGCUGAGUCACGGCCCUGACGCGCGGCCGCCGUCACGUGCGGCGCCGGGCUCGGUCCCGCCGCCGCGGCGCCGAGCGCACCCGCGGACCGAGCGCACCAGGCACGGUUGUACUCGCUCCGCUCCGGUUCCGCUCGCUUCCUCGGCCUCCCUCCCUGCCUCCCUCCCUCCCUCCCUGCCAGCCGGCAUGGGGCUGCUGUCGCAGGGCUCGCCGCUGAGCUGGGAGGAGACGCGGCGGUACGCGGAGCACGUGCGGCGGCACGGCAUCCUCCAGUUCCUCCACAUCUACCGCGCCCUGCGCGACCGCCACAAGGACGUGCUCAAGUGGGGCGACGAGGUGGAAUAUAUGUUGGUAAAAUUUGACCAUGAAAACAAGAAAGUGCGUUUGUUACUCUGUGGUGAAGAAGUUCUUCAAACACUGCAAGACAAGGGGGAGAAGGUAAACCCCAAUCACCCAACACUCUGGAGACCAGAAUAUGGAAGUUAUAUGAUUGAAGGAACACCUGGACACCCAUAUGGGGGAACCAUGUCUGAAUUCAACACUGUGCAGGACAACAUGAGGAAAAGACGACAAGAGGCUGCUUCUGUACUCAAAGAAAAUGAGGCUGUUUGCACAGUGACAUCAUUUCCAAGGUUAGGCUGUCCUGGGUUUACACUGCCGGAUUGUAUGCCAACACCAGUAGAAGGAGGAGCUUCAAAAUCGCUCUUUUUUCCAGAUGAAGCCAUCAAUAAACAUCCUAGAUUUAGUACGCUGACCAGAAACAUUCGACACCGAAGAGGAGAGAAGGUUGCGAUAAAUGUACCAAUAUUUAAAGAUAAGAACACGCCAUCACCUUUCAUUGAAACAUUUCCUAAUGAUGAUGGAGAAGCAGCAAAGGCAGCUAAGCCAGACUACAUAUAUAUGGAUGCUAUGGGUUUUGGAAUGGGAAACUGCUGCCUCCAGGUAACAUUUCAGGCUUGCAGCAUUUCCGAAGCAAGGUAUCUCUAUGAUCAGCUAGCUACGAUUUGUCCCAUUGUGAUGGCGUUGAGUGCUGCGUCUCCAUUCUACAGAGGCUACGUGUCUGACAUUGACUGUCGCUGGGGAGUGAUCUCGGCUUCCGUGGAUGAUCGAACGCGCGAGGAGCGAGGGCUGGAGCCACUGAAGAACAACCAUUAUAGAAUCAGUAAAUCCAGAUAUGAUUCCAUAGACAGUUAUCUAUCUGAAUGUGGUGAAAAAUACAAUGACAUUGAUUUGACAAUAGACAAAGAUAUCUACGAGCACCUAAUAAAGGAAGGUAUUGACCACCUUUUGGCACAGCAUAUUGCACACUUGUUCAUUCGAGACCCAUUGACUUUGUUUGAGGAGAAAAUACAUCUAGAUGAUGCAAAUGAAUCCGACCAUUUUGAGAAUAUUCAGUCUACAAACUGGCAGACAAUGAGGUUUAAGCCACCACCUCCAAAUUCAGAUAUUGGAUGGAGAGUGGAAUUCAGACCUAUGGAGGUCCAGUUAACAGACUUUGAAAACUCUGCUUAUGUUGUGUUUGUGGUAUUGCUAACCAGAGUGAUUCUGUCAUAUAAACUGGAUUUUCUCAUUCCUUUGUCCAAGGUGGAUGAAAACAUGAAGGUGGCCCAGAAAAGAGAUGCUGUACGACAGGGAAUGUUUUACUUCAGAAAAGAUAUAUGCAAAGGUGGAAAUGCUGUUUUGGAUGGAUGUGGCUCUGCACAGAAUGGGACAGGCACCGACGCAGAAGAGUACACCUUAAUGAGCAUUGACACAAUUAUCAAUGGGAAGGAAGGAGUCUUUCCUGGUUUGAUCCCAAUUUUGAAUUCCUAUCUUGAAAAUAUGGAAGUCGAUGUGGAUACAAGAUGCACCAUCCUAAACUAUCUGAAGCUAAUAAAAAAGAGAGCCUCUGGAGAAUUAAUGACAGUUGCUCGAUGGAUGAGGGAAUUCAUCGCGCAGCAUCCAGACUACAAGCAAGACAGCGUGAUAACUGAUGAAAUGAAUUACAGCCUUAUGUGGAAAUGCAACCAAAUCGCUCAAGGCCAGGCAGAGUGUCCUGAACUACUGGGGGUGGGAUUUAAUAAGAAACAAAGUGGAAAUAAAACUGACUCUUUGUAAUGAAUGAAUGAAUGCUUCUUAAAUAAUAAAAAGAUUAAGCCUUUUAGCAAAGCACUAGCAAAGAUACUGUGAAUCUGGUACAGUUUCAUGGUGUGAAGACCAAAACAGGGAUACUGCACUAUAACAUGGGCCAAUCUGCCUAAAUAAUCAUUUAAGGCAUCCUGAAAUAGGCAUAUUCUUAUUGUUAAGGUUUAUACAAUAUACAUGUAAAUAGUAAAAUAUUUUUAUGAUUAACAUCAAUGUAUUUUAAUAACAUUGUAACUAAGGUUAUUGUGAAUUAGCUUGUAACUUUUUUAUGCUUAAUAUAGAAAGAAAAAUUGUCAUGAACAGCUUUGUAAAUGUAAUGGUACUUGUAUAUUAUAUGCAUUCCAGUUACUGAAUGUUUACUGUAAUUUUUUUUAACCUGGAAUGUGCUAAUUUACCUUAUUGUGUAAGAAAAAAAAAAUCCUUCUGGAUCUACCUGAAUCACAGAUACUUCUUCCUUCUAUUUGGUUUUGAAAGUAUGUAAGAACAGACAAAUAUAUGUGCAUCCGAGCUGUUGAUCUUACAGUAGUUUCUCAGAUGCCACAAGACCUUCAUCCACUUGUAAACUGUAAAACUCAGAGGAACAGAUCUGUCUUUAGUCAGAUGGUGCAAGUCAGCCUGCCUGCAGAUGCAGUUAUUUUCUUCCCCUCUGAAAUAAGCUGCAUGCUGUCUCAGUUCAAAAAAAUCUGCCCGAUGAUUUCACAAAAAAGUAGUAAUUGGAGAUGUGUCACAAGGGAGGUGGAAAUGAGAGCUGGACAUACAGCUCUCUUCACAAAGGAACCAGAGACGCCUGCUCUGGACUUCAGCCUGCUUGACUGCUCUUCUCCCACCCUGCUGCUGUUCCCAUACUCAACAAUGACUGCAGCACAAAACCAAACUUCUGUCCAUUCUUCCUGAAGGUUGAGUUUCUCAUUUUGUUAAUUAUAAAUAUUUUUGUCCGCAUGUUUAUUUUCUAUAAGGUAAUUUAUGUAGGUGACUGAGAUUACCUACAUAGCUCUAGUUAUGGACAAUUUAAUCCCCUCUAGAAAACAGUUUAAAGAGAAAUUUUGGAAUGCACUAAUCCUUUGAAUUGGAAGCUGGUGCUGGGAGUGACUGUAAUCUAUUUCAAUUCAGCCAUUGCAUCUGUAAAUAAAGCAAACUUAAGGGGCCUUUUUGAUUUAGCUUCUUAACUGAUUUCUAAAAGUGAAUUGCAUUAGGGGUAGAAGAUGCAAAGCUUAUGGAAGCAUAUUAAAAUCCCUAAGAUCUAAUGAUUUUUUUAAAAGAACUGAUGGAGAAACUGCAGUGAGAGGUACACCAAGAAGCUUUUAUGUACUGAAUUACACUUCAUUCUGUGUUCAUAGGUGUGCUUUAGAGAAUAAAAAGAAUACUCUUUCUCUGCAGUGGUGAAUUUGUUUCAGUUAAGAUGUAGGCAUAUGCUAAUUUAGUUUCUGUAAUAAGGAAAUAAAAAUAAAAUUUGCAGUAUGUGUUGGUCA